Messenger RNA from Lampris incognitus (smalleye Pacific opah), 2694 nucleotides. It is a transcript of the gene limd1a, whose product is annotated as LIM domains containing 1a. Gene Ontology annotation, biological process: negative regulation of hippo signaling; positive regulation of miRNA-mediated gene silencing; response to hypoxia. The record is from RefSeq and is a predicted model, not a curated record. Gene Ontology annotation, cellular component: nucleus; adherens junction; transcription regulator complex. Lineage: Eukaryota; Metazoa; Chordata; Actinopteri; Lampriformes; Lampridae. The coding region runs from base 618 to 2537 and encodes 639 amino acids. The transcript is spliced from 8 exons. Gene Ontology annotation, molecular function: transcription corepressor activity.
UUUAAAAAAAAAACAAAAAAACAAACUGCGCCUCCGGUCCCACCGUCCGCCGGCCACGUUAAACUCCGUCCCACCAAUCCAGCACGUUAUCCGGCGAGGACUCUGCCUCGCUACGCCGUAACUCAUAUCGGCGGGGCUCGUCCGCGCGGGCAUGGUCCGUUUUUUGUUUGUUUUGUUUUUCCUUCCCCCUCGCGAAGUUGCACGCGGAGAAAGUUUUGAAUGAAGAUCGCGCGCUCCGCGCCAUAAGUGGGCUUGUGAAGGGGGGGGCAGUUCGGGGUCGUCCAGGCUAUCGGAUCUGCCUUUAUAACCAGACACAGGCGCCCUGUCGAGAGCAGAGCGGAGUGGACUCUCCGGCGCUAUCGCCCGGAAUACAUAAAUGUGUAUAUAUAUUUAUAUAAGGACGGAAAAGUUUGGACGCGGAGAAGAGGCUCGUCUCAUCCCGGGUCCGGGUCGGUGUCAGAGUGUCCCGUCGUGGCAGACUGCGCACCGCUGGACGACUUCACCUCUGACUACCCAGUCUUGAUACCGCCUGCCGUGCCCUCUGGUCUGUAGGCAGACUUCGCUCGCUUGUUUAUUUUUAAAAAAACAAAAAAGGCGCACGCGGACAAUUCUUCGCAAUGGAUAAAUACGAGGAUCUGGGUCUGGAGGCGAGCAAAUUCAUCGAAGACUUGAACAUGUACGAAGCCUCCAGAGACGGGUUGUUUCGGAUGAGGAGGGAAGCCGUGAACAAUCCCGAUUUUGAGGAGACGCGGAAAGUGUUCGCCUCCAAAAUGACGAAGAUUCACAUGCAGAAGCAACAAGAGGAGAUGGCGAGGAACAACUUGGCCGUGAGGAUGAACGGAGGUCACGGCAGUACGUACUACACCAAAGACAGACCACCCAUCAACAGCUACAGACAGGCGGGUGAGGCGGCGGCGAAACCCCCCAUCCUCUCUGCUCCCGUCCCGGGCAACAUGGGUGGCCAUCAGUACACGCAAUAUGACCAGAAACACCUCCCUCCAGGCCUUCUGUCUGAACUCUCCACCGGCAGAGCUUAUGGCUAUGGAAAUAAUUACGAUAAUAAGGAAGGUUUUGAGCAACAUCCUUACCAGAACCACAUCCCAACUCCCUCCAACCCAGGAAACUUGUCUAACAGUGUGCCCACCCAUGCUGGUCACCCAGUCGGCCCAGCGGGUGCCUGGACUGCCUCCAGGGGAAGCCAGCUCUCCCCCUCAUCACCUGGAAGUGUACUCGGACACAGCCCAUCUCAGCGCUCUGCUCCAUCUUCUUCCACCGGCAGCCGUCUCUCUCCCAACUCCACUUUGACCCCGCCGGCGCGACAGGGUCCCUCGUCCUCGUCAGCCGGGGCUGCCAAGGGACAGGCGGGAGAGCUCUCCAGACCAGGAAAGCCAGAUGUUGUCUCUGCCUUGCCUUUGAGUGCCUUCACUGGCGGAGCUGACUGCCACCUUCAGCAGCCCUCCACCCAGCCUCCCCCCGUAACACCACCUGCAGCCCGUUACUCGCCGCCUUCUACAGCCUCCAGAUCAUCUGCCGGCCAGGCUAGCUCCUGUCAAAAUGGCCUCCCCCAAAACCGCAGCUCUCUUCCUCACAUGGCAACCUCAUCCCCAAACCAAGCGGCUCCACAAUCUGAAUCAGGUCAGCAGAAAGCCCAGGUCCCUACCUCUGCUUCGGCCUCCGCCGGUGUCCCCAAAAGCAUCAACCAGGGUCAAGGUCAGAGCCAGGUGUUGGUCCCUGGACAGGCGUCCUGUGCCGUGGCCGAGGGCCCCAGCCUCUCCAGGCCAGUCAAAGUGCCCUGCCAGUCUCUGGCCCCUGAACAGGGGCCGUCUGUUGCUGAAAUAAAAUUAGAAGCUCUCACUAAGCGGCUGGAAAAAGAGAUGGAUGCCCAGCCGGCGGCAGACUACUUUGGAAUCUGCGUGAAGUGUAACAAAGCGGUGUUCGGAGCCAACCAGGCCUGCCAGGCUAUGGGCAGCCUCUACCAUGACAGCUGUUUUACCUGCAGUGCCUGCAGUCGACGACUGAGAGGGAAAGCCUUCUACUAUGUCGGCGGGAAGGUGUUCUGUGAAGAGGAUUUUCUAUAUUCUGGUUUCCAGCAGUCUGCCGACAAGUGCAACGCAUGUGGACAUCUGAUCAUGGAUAUGAUCCUUCAGGCCCUUGGGAAGGCCUACCAUCCCGGCUGUUUCCGCUGUGUCAUUUGCAACGAGAGCCUGGAUGGAGUCCCCUUCACGGUGGACACCGAAAAUAAGAUUUACUGUGUCAAAGACUACCACAGGGUCCUGGCCCCUAAGUGUGCCGCCUGUAACCAGCCCAUUCUGCCCUCAGAGGGGUCCGAUGAAACCAUUCGAGUCGUUUCCAUGGACAAAGACUACCAUGUGGAGUGCUAUCACUGUGAGGACUGUAAGAUGGAGCUGAACGACGAGGAAGGUCACCGCUGCUACCCCCUGAAUGGUCACCUCCUGUGCCACUCCUGCCACCUGAAACACAUCGAGCCCAGCUGCUCCUCUCCCACCGCUGCCCCUUCUUACCAUUGCGAGUUUUAGGGGAAGAGCGCCACCUCGCGGGUUCAUGAAGGAACUGCCAAAGAAACUGACUGUGACGCAGCGGUGGACGAUAAACGCUCUCGUUUGGGGAGCUGAUUUCUUUGGAGUUAUCACAUAAACUUCCCGAGUGUUUUCUACGGAGUGUCCAUUAUGCAAA